CCAAAACAUACAAGCAACAUUGCUUACGAUUAAUCAAUACAAAUUUUUUUUAUUAUUUUUUUUUAUUUUUUUAUUAAUCUUGACAAAUUAUUAUGUGGUCUAAGGCACAAAUACAUAAUAGACUCGCACCCGCUUCGCCGGAGAUCAUCGAGAUUUACAGAAAUAAGGGUUUUGAGGAUACUUCCUUGGACACGGUACGUGCGGCUCGAUCUGUGACAGUAACGUCAGCUGGCGAACUAACGGUAAAGGACAUUGGCAUCCCAAGGGGCCGAGUCGUAAGAGCUGAGCUUCUUCUACCUGAUCUGCAGGAGCGAUGCGACGGCUCAAACAACAACCAUUUGUUCCAGUUAUCGAAAAUAUUGGCCGACAAUGAAUGCUAUCAGGGAAAACAAAUGGAGGACUCGAGCCGCAUGGAGGGCAAUAUGGCAAGAAGUCAAAACGUAAACCCAUGGAAUAGAACUGUACACGUACCUAAAAAGUAUUUCAGGGCUAACGAGCCAGCUGCUGAACCACAUAUUGAAACGGCGUCAGUGAAGGCUUUCGAAUUGUCCUCUGACAUGUCAUCGAUUCUACAGAAAAAGUCUCAGAAGAGCAGUAAAUUGAUUAAUAGUGAUGAAUCAGAUGCUUCCGAUUUUGAGGUUGUCGAAAAACGUCGCAGACCAUCAGUCAGUCGCCCUAUAGUAGAGAAAAGAAAUAAGCAUACACAAGUGAAAAUGGUAGACAAACCACCCGUGACCCCUCCACCGCAACCGAAGGACGAAAGACGGUACCGCCGUGCCAUAAAAACAUGCCAUGAAGUUAUUACUGUAAUGAACUUUAAGGAAAACUGGCCAGUCUAUAUAGUGAUCAUGUGUCUUUGCACCAUAACCUAUCUCAUAUAUAAGGUGCAUAUUGAUCUUAUGAAUUAUGGCAACAGUGAACGAUUGUAUGCGAAAAAGAUGAGCACUACCAGUGUGUUAAUGAAAAUUCUCAAAUAUCUCGUGCGUGUGCCACACAAAUCCGAAUGAUCCCAGGCUCUGAUCUAAUAUCAAACUUAGUUCUUUU
This is a messenger RNA of Drosophila navojoa, 1044 nucleotides long. RefSeq lists its product as uncharacterized. NCBI's taxonomy places the organism in Eukaryota, Metazoa, Arthropoda, Insecta, Diptera, Drosophilidae. The record is from RefSeq and is a predicted model, not a curated record.